Molecule: messenger RNA, 924 nt
Organism: Sorex araneus (European shrew)
Lineage: Eukaryota; Metazoa; Chordata; Mammalia; Eulipotyphla; Soricidae
Product: olfactory receptor 4B1-like
Exons: 1
Coding region: 1-924 (307 amino acids)
Biological process (GO): G protein-coupled receptor signaling pathway
Cellular component (GO): membrane
Molecular function (GO): G protein-coupled receptor activity; olfactory receptor activity
Source: RefSeq, a predicted model, not a curated record
AUGAGUAAAAAUAAUGUGACUGAGUUAAUUAUCGUCGGUCUUUUCCAGGACCCAGGGGUGCAGAGGGUGUGCUUCGUGCUGUUUCUUCCUGUGUACCUGGCCACCGUUGUGGGCAAUGGUCUCAUUGUUGUGACAGUCAACCUCAGUAAAAGUCUAAAUUCCCCUAUGUACUUCUUCCUUAACUACCUGUCACUGGUGGAGAUCAUUUAUGCUUCCACGAUUGUCCCAAAGUUCAUCACAGACUUACUUGCCAAGAUCAAAACCAUCUCCCUCAAGGGCUGCCUGACUCAGAUAUUCUUCUCCCACUUCUUCGGAGUUACGGAGAUCUUCCUGCUCAUGUUCAUGGCCUAUGAUCGCUAUGUGGCCAUCUGCAAACCCCUUCACUACACAACCAUCAUGAGCCGACUUGUGUGUCGCCUUCUGGUGGCCAGCUCCUGGCUGGGGGGCUUGGUUCACUCCAUGAUUCAAAUCUUUGUCACUAUCCAGUUACCUUUCUGUGGCCCCAAUGUGAUCGACCACUACUUCUGUGACCUCCAGCCACUAUUCAAGAUUGCCUGCACUGAUACCUCCGUGGAGGAUGUUAUUGUGUUUGCCAACAGUGGAUUAUUUUCUAUCUUCUCCUUUCUCCUCUUGGUGGCCUCUUACAUUGUCAUCUUGGUCAACUUGCGGAAGCAUUCAGCCGAGGGAAGGCGCAAAGCCCUCUCCACCUGUGCUUCUCACAUCAUGGUGGUCAUCUUGUUUUUUGGACCUGGCAUCUUCCUCUAUAUUCGACCUUCUGCCACCUCCACUGAGGACAAAUUGAUGGCUGUGUUCUACACGGUCAUCACCCCCAUGCUGAACCCCAUCGUCUAUACACUCAGAAAUAAAGAGGUGAAAAUUGCUAUGAAAAAGUUGUGGUGUAGAAAGGUGUGUUCAGGGGUAUAA